AUGAUUGACAUAACUGAGUUAAAUGCGGAGGAACGGAAAGCGGAGUUCUCUCCGUUCAUUCCUGAGCGUCAUUUGCAAUCAACCAUCAAGGGCCUUACAAGAAAGCUCUUCAACCAAUACAUCUGUAGAAUUCGGACAAAGAACCCUAAACUGAUAAAACUAAUACCAGCUGAACUAUACACCUCUAUCAAGUUAUUGGCCGCAAAUGUGCUCAAUGGGAAGGUGUGGAUUCCCAGAAAGCCAAAUGGCAGGAAACUACUCUCAACCAACUCAGACUGCACGUAUGGAGAUAUUCUGGCCGGCACAGAAAACUCUUCCAGGUCCACUGACGUCGUCAUAUCCCAGACACCACCUUCACAGAUAAUGGAGCAGUCGGACCUGGAUUCAAUGGAUGAGGAAAACGCUUCCAGGUCCACUGAAGUCGUCAUAUCCCAGACACCUUCACCACCUUCACAGAUAACGGAUGAGGAUGAGUUAGUGGAUCCGUCAGGCCCACCAGCACCACUGAUAGUGGCUCCAUCAUUAAGCCCCGCAGUGGCUCCGGCACAGGAGCAGCAGUCGGACCUGGAUUCAACGGAUGAGCGACGAGCUGAAGACGAAGGCAACGCUGCGUUCUCGCCGCCGCGCGGAGCGGCCGUCCUGAGACAACAGGCAGUGUCUCCGGCAGCACCAGCAAUACCAGAACGAGCAGAGUCCCGAGAUCUGUUUGAAACAGAGCCUGAGACAGAGUCCUCCAUUGGGGAUGGUGCAUUUUGGUUCGAAGAACUCGCUCCAAAUCAAGACCACGCAAAGGAAAUCAGAAUGACACAUUGCAGUGGAUACGCAGUUACAAGUACAAGUUGUAGUUCUGAAGAAGUCACAUUUCACCCUGCCCUAUGCAGCAGAAAAGAAACUAAGAAAAGGAAACGUCCCGCACAAAAUUCGCCGUCAUCACCAAGUUCGUCCGUGGACUCCUAUCGGCAUGUUACAAGGAAAAUGAAAUUGGAAACAGAAGAAGAAACAGAACAGGACCAAGAUUCAGAAGCAUCCUCUCCAGCAUCCGCCGAUCGUGCUCACUCUAGUGCCUUAUCCCUUUCUCGUUUUUCGUGUACUUCGGGUUCGGCUAAAGAAAGCCCUUAUUCAACACCUCCGAAAGAAUCCGAAGAGGAUGAAACCAGCUCGCUUUGCGGCUCGCUUUCCAGCUUAGUUAACCUACAUAACGAUGAACAACCUGUCGAGGAAGAGCUAUGCAGUUCGGGUGAUAUGUUCCGAACGGCUUCCUACGAGAAUUAUAAACUGAAGUAUUGUCUCCCUUCGCUAAAGGACGACGAGACAAUGGAAGAACAGAGAGUAUUUGGUGUGUACUGA
This is a messenger RNA of Frankliniella occidentalis (western flower thrips), 1347 nucleotides long. RefSeq names its product neurofilament heavy polypeptide-like. The coding region runs from base 1 to 1347 and encodes 448 amino acids. Lineage: Eukaryota; Metazoa; Arthropoda; Insecta; Thysanoptera; Thripidae. The transcript is spliced from 8 exons. The record is from RefSeq and is a predicted model, not a curated record.